Ruditapes philippinarum (Manila clam) is the source of this 750-nucleotide messenger RNA. Its product is annotated as nerve growth factor-like. The transcript has a single exon. Gene Ontology annotation, molecular function: nerve growth factor receptor binding; growth factor activity. NCBI's taxonomy places the organism in Eukaryota, Metazoa, Mollusca, Bivalvia, Venerida, Veneridae. Bases 1 to 750 code for a protein of 249 amino acids. Gene Ontology annotation, biological process: positive regulation of peptidyl-serine phosphorylation; neuron projection morphogenesis; memory. The record is from RefSeq and is a predicted model, not a curated record.
AUGUCAAUACAGAGAGUCAUUUCCAUUAUAUUGGUGAUAAUGUGCUUACACAUUAGUACAUUAUUUGCAAGAUCCUCCGACUCUAAAAAUCAGCACUCAAAUGACAAUAGUCAUUCUCAGAUGCACAGACCGCCUUCAGAAGUGUCAAUUUUGCAUCCUAAGACAAAAUUAUCACGGGAACAAGGCUAUAACAAGGGUAUAUUUGAUACAUAUGUAGAUAGUCAGGAAUCAACUUUAGCUGCAGCUGUUUUGGAGUCCUCUGUCAGGCCAAAAACAAGCAGACGACAGUCACAGAAUGUGAGGCAAACACGUAGCAUAGACCGCAAGAAGUCUCGAAACGGUAGGAAACACAACAGAAACAAAUCUGGUCGAAAGAAGCAUAAGGGUCUCGAGCGGAUGGGAUUAAAACGAAAAUCAUGCCCAACGCGCACUGAAUACGUUUACAAAAAGACUGCAGAAGAUGUUUUUGGUGAUACUGUUGAUGUUUACCCUGUGAUACAAAUAGGAAAUCUUGCACUUGACCAGUACUUUUAUGAGACUUUCUGUGAUGUUGAAAAAUGCGAAUGUGCUGGGGUAGACACUACUAAAUACGAAUCUUCCUGCCGAACAACACAUAGCUACUCAUAUGCAAGGAUUGUAAAAAGUGGAGAAAUCGGAUGGGGUCUCAUUAAAGUUAGAUCAGGGUGUAGUUGUGUAGUAAACGAAAAAAGAAGAAGCGGUGGUAUGUCUAUUGCUGACCUUUUGACAUAA